Messenger RNA from Mizuhopecten yessoensis (Yesso scallop), 5156 nucleotides. Its product is annotated as CAS1 domain-containing protein 1-like. NCBI's taxonomy places the organism in Eukaryota, Metazoa, Mollusca, Bivalvia, Pectinida, Pectinidae. The coding region runs from base 11 to 2422 and encodes 803 amino acids. The transcript has 21 exons. The record is from RefSeq and is a predicted model, not a curated record.
AGAAACGAGCAUGGCGGACAACCGCAGUAGUUCGACGACGCCUGAAAUAACUUAUUAUUUGAACAUCGAGAAUGCAAAAAUUCUUGCGUUUACAAUGGUCAUGGGAUUCGUUAUGUAUCAUAGUGUUAUACACAUGAAAUAUGGUAACGACUCCUGUAAGUGGUUGCUGAGCGAUGGCCGCUUCCCCGGAUACAAUACGUGGCAACCAUACGGUUGUAUGAUGCACAAGUACAACAACUUAGAUGCCAGGAUGUGUAUGCAUUAUAUAUCCUACUGGGGAGGUCACAAUCACAUAACGUUUCUGGGCGACUCUCGAAUCCGACAGCUGUACUUUGAAUUCAUCAACCUGUUGAGUCCCACACCAGUCAAGUCCUACAAGACACACUCCGAUCUACACUUCCGGGAUAACAAAAUACACGCCACUGUGGAUUUCCUGUGGCACCCGAUGGUGAACAUCUCCAUGUACGUAGUGUAUAAGAACUGGAUGAUGCAGGACAUGAAGGACCGACCCAACCUGGUCAUCACUGGCAGUGGCACGUGGUGUAUCAAACAGUUCAAUGGAAGUGAGGAUGCCAAGAACAACUUUGCAGUGAAUCUGACGAUGGUCAUCCCACUGAUGAAGAAGAUGAAGCAGGCAGGAGAAGGCAAGACCAACAUCAUCUGGAUGUUACAGGACCCUGUUGACGAGUCGAAACUCUACGGCAACAGAAGCUCCAUAACCAACCAGCAGAUAGAUAUGUACAACAGGGUAGCACUUGACCAUCUGGAUGAUGAAAGUGUGGCGAAGGUGUGGAGUUCGUCUCGUUUGGUUGCCCAGGGGAUUAGGGAUAGGUCUGAGGAUGGCCUCCACAUGACAAAGCCUGCACUAGACCUGGACGCCCAGAUGUUGAUGAACAUGUAUUGUAACGACAAUAUGAACCAUGUGGACGGUACCUGUUGUCGCAGCCCUGAAGUAGCCACCACACUCCAGAUCAUUGUGGCCUCUUUCUUCCUUGUCUGUAUGGUUUCUGCCUUUGCCCUGAUGGUGUACAGGAAGAGGCUCCGGCGUAUCAGUGUCAAGGCUCGGGCAGAAAAUGGUCAGAGGAAUGGUCAAAACUCCAGUGCUAUUGAGCCGUUCCAGCCAUGUUUUGACGUACUUACCUCCCUUGCGAAAUUCGGCCUCAUCAUGGCUUAUUUCUAUAUUUGUGACAGAACCAAUUUCUUCAUGAAGGAAAAUAAGUAUUACACCCAUGUGAACUUCAUUUUACCCUUCGCCUACAUAAUGAUUCUGGGAUUCUUCUUCACAGAAAGUACAGAUCAGACAGUAGUAUUACACAGAGACCAGACAGAUGAGUGGAAAGGAUGGAUGCAGCUGGUUAUAUUAAUAUACCACUUAACAGGUGCCUCAAAGGUACUCCCAAUAUACAUGCACAUACGAGUUUUGGUAUCGUCCUACCUCUUCCUGACAGGGUAUGGCCACUUCAUGUUUUUCUGGAAGAAGGGCCAGUAUAGCAUCCUUCGUUAUUGCCAGGUUUUGUUCAGACUAAACUUUUUGGUUGUCUCCCUUUGUUUUGUGAUGAAUCGUCCGUACCAGUUCUACUAUUUCAUUCCUCUGGUGUCCUUCUGGUUCAUCAUCGUGUACCUCACCAUGGCGAUCUUUCCACAAGUCACGGCUUCCUCAGCAGAUGCAAGAAGUGUACACUACUUGUAUCUGAUCCUAAAGUUUAUUAUCCUUGCUACAGUUAUAACUCUCUUCUAUUUCUCAGAGGUGUUCUUUGAGAAAGUGUUCCUUACUCAGCCUCUCAAGGCUCUAUUUGUUACUUCGGAUGAUUCCAUACAUGAGUGGCGUUUCAGGUGGAAAUUGGACAGAUACAGUGUGCUUUUUGGGAUGCUGUUUGCCUUUACAUACCAGAUGCUGAUCAAGUUUAGAAUUAUCAACGACACUACGACCGAGUCUCUGGUGUCCAAGGGCUUCAGUUACUGCCUAGUAGUGCUCGGCUUCAUAGGACUAGGGAGUUUUGCUGCAUUCGCAUUUCUGUGCAAGAACAAAAGGGAAUGUAAUGACUACCAUUCCUACAUCGUCUUCAUUCCAAUUGUCUCGUACAUAACAGUACGAAAUGUCCCCGGUUGGCUGAGAACAAAGUACAGCUCCUUUUUUGCUUGGUUUGGAAAGAUAUCCCUCGAGCUGUUCAUUGCUCAGUACCACAUCUGGCUGGCCGCAGACACCAACGGAGUCCUGGCCUUGAUCCCGAGCUAUCCUGUGCUGAAUGUCAUCAUCACGUCCUUCAUUUUUAUCUGUGUGAGCCAUGAAAUCUCCAAGGUCACCAACACCCUGGCCAAGUACUUUGUGCCCAAUGAGUGGAAACCAUUGUUACGCAACUUAAUUAUCUUUGCACUUAUUCUACUUCCUGUUGCUAUCACACAUGGUGUGCUUAAGUUUUAAUUUGUUGUACGUCAUUGCAAUGUUCAACUAAUUAAUAGACUUGAUAUUUUAUUUUAUUUGUGUUUCUUAUACAGAAGGGAAAAAUGGUUUGGUGUUGGAUAAAUGUUUUGACUCUUUCACCCCUAUACAUUUAAACUGGACUUGCCCAGUCUUUGAUUUGGUAAGGUUCAAAUGUGACUUUAGGGGUGAAUUGGUUAAUGGGGCAAAUCAUGUGGAAAUAGUUUCUUGUUAAUAUUGAGGGUCCGUUCAUAUGUGGUUGUCUCUUGACUCAUCUAAAACAGUAUAUAUGUGUUAAAUUGAAUAAUUAAGAUUUUCUCAACUCGCCAGUGUGUGAUCAUAGUAACAGAAAGGGCUGGUUCCUUGUAUAUAAACUGCAUCAUAAGAAUAGUUUUGUAGAUUUUGUAUUUAUUUUUAAAAGGAUAGCGUAGUCAGUUUGCUAGGAAGGAUGAAAUUUUGUAUCAGUACGAUUCACUGUUCAAACUUUUGUUUCAAUACUGAGGAUAGAAACAAUUUUUAUCAACUGAUAUAACUCUGUUCCUAGACAUUUGUAGCCCUUCAAAGUGUUUCCUAUUAUUUAUAUUACCGUAUAUAUGCCAAUAAGCACAUACCUGGUCAUAAGCCCAGCCAUAUAUAUUAGAGUUAAGUGUUGUUUCAUUGUUCUGUAAUAAGCUCUAUCCCCGCCACACUUUCAGUCAGAAAUAAUGUGUUCACUCCCUGGGCUUAUUGUAUGAUAAAUAUGGUAUCUAAAUAUAAUAAUCCAUAUCAUAAUUAUUUGCGGACUGUGCCGUUACUUUCUCUGUCUCGCAGACUUGUCAUUUUGGCAAUAACAAGUCAGAAACGUUCAACCACAGAAUUUCAUUAGCCAUGUCUCAUUUCACUACUCUCACCUAUAAUCAUAAUGGGAAAACCCCAGAUACUUUAAACUAGAUACAGUUUGAAUAUUGUCUCGGUAUUAACAUCUGGUAAUAACUUAUGAGAUUUUACUAAAAUAUCUCAGCUGUUGAAGAAGAAAUCACUAAACUCAAUAAUUUUAUUAGAAAUAUAUUUUAAUUCGAUUUUUUAUUGAUAACUAUGUAUUAAAAAAAAAAGCUAGUCUAAAUAGUAUUUUGAUUAUAUAUAUAGCUGUGCUGACUUUGUAAUCAUUUUUUUACUAGUCAAUUAGAUAUAGGAUUUUUUCAGAUGCUGUUUUUUUUUUUUUUUUUGCAAAUUUAUUUGCAAAAUUGGCAUGAGUAAUGAGCUUAAUAUGACCUAUGAAUUUCUGUUGAAACGUUUUUGAUCAUCAUCAGAAAGUGAUUCCAAAAGGCUUGUAGAAUAGUCAGAAGAUAGAAAUCUGGUUCAUAGUUUCAACCAGUGCUAUAUAAUAUUGCAAUUUCAAUCAUUUAUAACACCUCUUCCAAAAGUGGUGGUCAAAUUUUAACCGAAUUAAGUUGGUAACAUCUGAGUAAUUCAGGAUCAUGCGUUAUACAGGUAAAGUGGCUAAUAUUCCUGAGGGCUAUCCUUCACAAUAUCUGGGCAGAUAUCAACUUCAUUUCGAAAUUAGCCAGGUGAGCAAAUCAAGGUCAAUGGGUCUCUUGUUUUCACAGUAUCGUAACAUGAAGCAAAUGUAACAAUGGACAUCCUGUUUUACACUGGUGAUCGGUUUCAUCUGUAAGAUUCUCACCAUCUGCUAUUAAAGUAGUCCCAUUUUUCAUGUCCCUGCCAUUUUAUGGAGGGCAUUUAGUGUUACCCAUGUCUGUUCAAACUCUGCUGAUCUCAUUUCUUGAUAGAUUUUAAACUGAUUUUCAUCAAAGUUUAUAUGAAGGUCAAGUAUGCAAAGACCUCGGAUGAGUUCCUAAUUUAAGGUCCCAAUGUCAACGUCAAGGUCACUGUUGCUAUUUAUAGGUCAACCACAGGGCCAAGUAGGAAUUAAUGUCUUACAGAUGUUUCCUAGUUCUUUUAGGAGAGAAGCUUAAGUCUGACAAGAUAGAUUAAAAUUUUAUAAAACUACUAUUAAACCAUACAGUGAUAUUGUCUGGCAAGUUUUAUAAAACUACUAAUAAACCAUACAGUAAUAUUGUCUUGUAAGUUUUAUAAAACUACUAUUAAACCAUACAGUGAUAUUGUCUGGCAAGUUUUAUAAAACUACUAAUAAACCAUACAGUAAUAUUGUCUUGUAAGUUUUAUAAAACUACUAUUAAACCAUACAGUGAUAUUGUCUUAUGAAUUAGUUGAUUCCUGAGUAAGUUAAAUUGUAUUGUGAUGUAAAUAUCAUGAUGUGUGUAAACUGUUUUAACACAGGUUAUCAGUUUAUCUAUUAUAUUCUCAUCCACGGUUGAGUAGCUCAACUUUCCAUGAAGGUGAGAAGUCUGACUGACAGUACAGGGUGAAUUCAGAAUGAAAAAAUAUGUAGAUUGUAUUGUUGAGGUCUUGUAUUGUUUAAAGUGUUGUAGGUAUUUAUUUUAAAUUAUUGAAUAAUUACAAUUGUGCUCAAGUGGUAUAAAUAAUUUAAGUGUAAAUGUCCUUUGCUAUAUUAUAUUGCCCAUUUAUUAUAAUAAUAUUGUUAUUUCAAUUUAGUAUUUUUUUGUUACUUUCGUUUUCUGUAUAUUUUAUGUUUUCAUGCAAGUUUUCAUUCCUAUGUGAGAUUAAUGGAUGAUAAGGCAAAAAGUAGGCACGAUGUCUGAGCUUAGUUUCUAGAACACCCAUAACUUAAGAAAGGAUUUUCCAUUUACUUAGGUAAUGAUUUUCUUACAGUGAA